Molecule: messenger RNA, 2334 nt
Organism: Piliocolobus tephrosceles (Ugandan red Colobus)
Lineage: Eukaryota; Metazoa; Chordata; Mammalia; Primates; Cercopithecidae
Gene: FSTL3
Product: follistatin like 3
Exons: 5
Coding region: 1-792 (263 amino acids)
Biological process (GO): anatomical structure development
Molecular function (GO): calcium ion binding; extracellular matrix binding; collagen binding
Source: RefSeq, a predicted model, not a curated record
AUGCGUCCUGGGGCGCCAGGGCCAUUCUGGCCUCUGCCCUGGGGGGCUCUGGUUUGGGCCGUGGGCUUCGUGAGCUACAUGGGCUCGGGGGACCCCGCGCCCGGUGGUGUUUGUUGGCUUCAGCAGGGCCAGGAGGCCACCUGCAGCCUGGUGCUCCGGACUAACGUCACCUGGGCCGAGUGCUGUGCCUCCGGCAACAUUGACACCGGCUGGUCCAACCUCACUCACCCGGGGAACAAGAUCAACCUCCUUGGCUUCUUGGGCCUUGUCCACUGCCUUCCCUGCAAAGAUUCGUGCGACGGCGUGGAGUGCGGCCCAGACAAGGCGUGCCGCAUGCUGGGGGGCCGCCCGCGCUGCGAGUGCGCGCCCAACUGCUCUGGGAUCCCGGCGCGGCUGCAGGUCUGCGGCUCAGACGGCGCCACCUACCGCGACGAGUGCGAGCUGCGAGCCGUGCGCUGCCACGGCCACCCGGACCUGCGCGUAAUGUACCGGGGCCGCUGCCGCAAGUCCUGUGAGAACGUGGUGUGCCCACGGCCACAGUCGUGCGUCGUGGACCAGACGGGCAGCGCCCACUGCGUGAUGUGUCGGGCGGCGCCCUGUCCUGUGCCCUCCAGCCCCGGCCAGGAGCUUUGCGGCAACAACAACAUCACCUACAUCUCCUUGUGCCACCUGCGCCAGGCCACCUGCUUCCUGGGCCGCUCCAUCGGUGUGCGCCACGCGGGCAGCUGCGCAGGCACCCCUGAGGAGCCGCCAGAUGGUGAGUCGGAGGAAGAGGAGAGGAACUUCGUGUGAGCCUGCAGGACAGGCCUGGGCCUGGUGCCCGAGGCUGCCCCCCACCCCGUUAUUUAUUGCCACAGCAGAGUCUAAUUUAUAUCCCACGGAUAUUCCCUAGGGCCUGGAUUCGGACCACUUGGGGAUCCCAGAACCCCCGACGAUAUCCUGGAAGGACUGAGGAAGGGAGGCCUGGGGGCCGGCUGGUGGGUGGGAUAGGCCUGCAUUCCGGACACUGAGCUCCUGAUUUAGGGCCCUUCUCUAAGAAGCCCCAGCCCCUACCCUAAGACCUAUUGCUGGGGAGGAUGCCACACUUCUGCUCCUUUGGGGAUAAACCUGUUAAUUAUUGCUACCAUUAAGACCACUGGACAUUCCCUGCUGGUAAUUCCUGAAGAGGCACGACUGCUUUUCUCAGCCCCAAGCGUCCUAGAACAGGGGCCUUGGGCUCAGGCCACGAGGAGCAGAGGAGGUCUAGCCUGGGUGUGUACGGAGGGUCUAGCCUGGGUGUGCACGGAGGGUCUAGCCUGGGUGUGCACGGAGGGUCUAGCCUGGGUGUGCACGGAGGGUCUAGCCUGGGUGUGUACGGAGGGUCUAGCCUGGGUGUGCACGGAGGGUCUAGCCUGGGUGCGUGUGGGGACCUCAGAACAGUGACUUCAGUCCAGCAAGCCAGGCCCUUCAUGAAGGCCAAGAAGGCUGCCACUGUUCCCUGCCAGCCCAAGAACUCCAGCUUCCCCACUGCCUCUGUAUGCCCCUUCCCGUCCUGCGAAGGCCGUUGAGAAAUGCCCAGUGGACCCAUGGGAAAGGGCAUGGCCUGUCCUCCUGACACGGGCCGUGCUCAGCCACAGAAUGGCCCAGCGCCUCCCCUGCUGCCGUCCACGUCAGUUUAUGAGGCGCCAUCACAUAGUCUCAGACAUGGAGCAGCCAGCGGCAGCUCAGAGCAGGGCACUGUGUCCAGCGGAGCCUAGUCCACGUUGGGGGGACUCCGGCAGGGACCACAGACCCCCACUCACCCACUGGCCCCGAGGGGGGUGUAGACGCCAAGACUCACGCAUGUGUGACAUCUGGAGUCCUGGAGCUGGGUGUCCCAGCGGCACCACUAGGUGCCUGCUGCCUCCACAGUAGGAUUCACACCCAGGGCUCCUCGGUCCCCUACAUAUAGCCCGCCCCGGCUACAUGCCAGACCUGCCUCACCCACCAGCACAGCCGGAGCUGGCGACACCAGCCAGGUGCUGGUCUUGGGCCAGUUGUCCCACGACGGCUCACCCUCCCCUCCAUCUGGGUUGUCGCUCAGAAUUGCCUACCUGUGCCUGCGUGUAAACCAGAGCCUCAGACCAGCUAUGGGGAGGGGACAACGUCGAGGAAAUCCAGCUUCCCUGGUCUGGGGUGAGGAGUGCCGGGAGCUUGGGCAGCCUCCUCCAGCCUCCUCCAGCCCUCAGGCAGUGCCUUACCUGUGGUGCCCAGAAAAGUGCCCCUGGGCUGGUGGGUCUACGGGAGCCUCAACCAGGCAGCCCUCCCCACCCUGGGGCCCUGCCUCACCAAAGAAAUAAAGACUCAAAGAAGCCA